This is a messenger RNA of Symbiodinium pilosum, 2517 nucleotides long. The record is from the annotation of a GenBank genome assembly. Lineage: Eukaryota; Dinophyceae; Suessiales; Symbiodiniaceae.
GAUCUCUCCAACGUUGCGCUGGCCACGGCGUCCAUCGAGCGGGUCUUGGGAGCUGUGGAGCGCUACGCGGAGGAGCUUCCCGAGGUCAUCGCUGCUGCUGAAGCGCAGGUUCCAAAAGGCCUCAAGGAGGAACUUGUCGAAGAAGCAAAGGAGUGUCAGAAGGACUACGCCAGCACCAUCGAAGAGUUGGAAGAUGCGAUCGCAGAUCCUCGAGCCGAGGGCGAAGACUUGAAGGCUGCACUGAUCCGCGCUCGGCUAGCUGGUGCACCAAUGACGCUCAUCGACCGAGGCUUUGCGAAACUGGAGAAGAAAUUCCCAGAAUGGUUUGGCUACACGAAGACUGAGCUCGAGCUGCUUGUAGCCAAACAGGAGGCGGAUGAUAUCCAGGAGCUCUCGGCCGAGGGCCGAUUUCUGCGGUUACAGGAUGCUGCGGAUGCUGCCCGCACAUUGCAGCCACGGCUGGAAAAGAGCAUCCUCGAGGAAGUCGAGGACAUCUCCAUGGCCUUGGCGGCCGAGCGCUCGUUUGUAAUGGCCGUGAAAGAAGCCAAGGACAUUCUUGCAGGUCUUCCCAUGUCCCCAGAAGACGUGUCCUUGUCGGCCCUGCGGCUGGGGCAUGCCAUCCAGGCAUGCGAGAUGUCUGCGCAGGAAGAGGCAAAGAAGGGCAUCUCAGAGGCGGAGGAGCUCCGAGUUCUUUUGGAGGAGGAGGGCAACAGGCGUUCAGAAGUCCUGCAGAACGCUAUCGCCAUCUCCUCAGAUCGGGGGAGGAGCUUGCGUGAUCUACACGUGGCCAUCACUGGCGCAAGGGAGGCAAGCGUGACGCCAGAGUUCCUCCAAGAGCCCUAUGCUCGACUCAGGAAGAAGAAGCUGGACUUUGUCACGUCGGCCCUGCGGAACGCCUGCGCAACUGGCAAGUAUUCUCUAGCAUUUGCGCUGUACCACAGAGGUCUGGCUUUGAAGGCGUUCGAGGAGCGAAAUGGCGGCGAAUGGCGAAGUGGUGCCAUCCAGGCUGAGAUCAAGCGCCUGCGAGCGGAUGUCUCAACAAUCCAUGGGGAGUUUGUGAUCGAAACCUCGGGCGGCGCUUUUGGCACCAGCACGUGGCGCAGGAAUCCUUGUUACCUCAUACGGCACUCCAAGAUGGAGUUUCGGGAAGGUUUGGAGCGCACAAUAAGCAAGAAAGAUAUUGUCUUUAUUCUCUUUGUUGGUAGGAUUGUGGCUGGUUACCGGUCGGUGGCCCUCGCCGAGGCAAGCGAUAGUCCUGCGACGAUGGCUGUGCACGUUGUGCGGAACAACAAGGAGGUGCACGAGGCUGGAGCUGGAUACAUGCUGAUGCCGGGCUACGAGGUUCUGGCUUCCUCGCAUGAAGAUGACGACAUACCGAGCUGUGAGUUCGACCUCCCGCCUUCCUCACAGCCACUCUUCAUUGUGCCCUCAGCCGCGAAGGGUGAGUUGGGCCCUUUCACGCUCAUUGUGAAUGCCACGGAGUCGGUGGAUGUGAUCAGGAUUCCACCCGCCAACUGCGAGCCACAGCGCUUCCAACAGACCUUCGAAGUCAAGUGGCUUCAGGAGCGGCCUUACCAAGUCAUCAUGGGGGGCGGCCGAUUCCGCAACCGCGCUCCAAUGGUCUCGUGGUAUCGCAAUCCGCAGUUCCGGGUGAAGGUGAAGCAACCACAGGAAUCACCGCAGGAGCCACCACCCGAACCACGCUCAAUGCUGGCACUGCCUGCGCCAGAUGCAUUUCGUAGCCGGACCCCGCCAGCCAGGUCCGGCAAGCCGGAGUCCCUUGGGCCGGUGGUGCCAGUACCUCGCCCAAACACUGCCCCCACGACGCCUGCGGGCACGGAGAACUUGGACUUGAAAAAGCUACGAAUGAUCUUCGACAGCGCCGAUGUGCAGAGAAAUGGAAUGGUGAAUAAGCGGGAGCUGAUCAAAGCAAUCCGCCGUGAUGGGAAGAUGGCCGAGUUCUUUGGCCUGCCCGCUGAGAUCCGGCAGGAGGAUGGUUCCCGAGAUCAGAUGGAAGCGCUGUUUCAGGCCAUGGACAGCGAUUCGGAUCGCGAGAUCACUUGGGAGGAAUUCCUGGCGUUCCAGGCCUCUGUGCACCUGCGCAAGUCGACAUGGGCAGAGGAUGCCUCCGAGGUGAAUGCUUCCAAGUCCGAAGUGGACUUCAGCAGCCUGGAUGCCAACCCACCCCCGUUGCUGGUAGUUGCCAUGACGCCCCACGGACGCCCGAAGGCUGGGCCAGCAGCAGUGCACAUCUUGCGGAACAUUGAGGGCAAGGGUGAGGAUGGGCUCCUCGCGGAAAACCCCAGCCAUCACCAUGUCCUGGCCCAAAGCGGCCUUCGACACAUAGGCCGGGAAUAUUCCAGUGCCAGCGAGGUGGGUGCUGUUCUGCGGCUGCCGCUGGAUCGGCCAGAGGAGCCAUUCAUCGUGGUGCCGUCCCUCAAAUCCACAAACCACCAGGGGCGUUUCACUAUCACAUUCAUGUCCACGCAGGACAUUGAAGUUGAGCGCAUUCAAUGA